UGACUACGUGUCCGUGCCAUGGAACGCAAACGCCGUUGAAGCAGUUAUCUUUCACUCAUUGGUUCACUGCAGAGCCUCAGGAUCAGUAAGCUUCAGAGGUCCCACUUUCCAGACUUUACGGUCUUCGGAAAAUUAACACUACAGUUUCUUUAAGCAGUUCAUGAAAUUAUUAUUGACAGGUCGUUGAGACAUUUAUACAAGUUGAUGUCCUGCAAAAUAUCCAGUCCGGAAAGGAUAGCAACAAAAUAAUGAUUCAGUUGUAGCGAAUCCCUCUGUAGCUGCAGAAGAUGUUCUGUAUGCCUGGUUUAAACAGGAGAGCCAGGAGCAGAUCCUUGAGUGAUGGAUGUAAAGGAAGUCUCAGCUUCAAGUCUGUUUAUCUCAGAGGAAUCUGAGAGCCUAUAUCCUAUGUGCUUUGGUGUUUCAUGUGCAUUGGUUGCCCUCAGGCUCCUCUCAGGACCUGACACGGAUGACGUGCAAUGGUCUGAGAUGCGGGAUAGAAUGCUUCAAGGCAGUGCACAUCUCUUGGGGCUGCUUGUGUGGAGAGUGCAGAAAGGAGAAGCAAACGAUUGCAGGUCUGUGCUUCAGUGUAAGCUUGAGAAAGCCGAGGCAGAGGUGACAGAAUUGAAGAGGAUAAGAAGUGAAGAUGCAAAGGCUAAUGAGAAAGUCGUGAGCAUCUUUGCUGCUCAGGAGCAGAGCUGGUUAAGUGAAAGGAAGAAGCUUCAAUUGCAAAUUAGAGUUCUUCUAAAUGAAUUGAAGGUCCUUGACACAAAAAAGGAAGAAGUUAUAUCAAGUUUGAAUGAAAAAGUUAAAGAGAAGGAGCUUCUGAUACAGUCUACAGAUAAAGCAUUGGAGGCAGAGGAGAGUAAGAGGAAGGAGCUAGAAGAAAAGCUACAGAAAGUCGAGGCCAUUGUGGAGGAACUGAGACAAACUGCAAACAGAGAAGCUCAAGAGCAUUCUUCUGAAAUUUGGAAACACAAGACUGCCUUCAUUGAACUUGUCUCAAAUCAGCGUCAGCUUGAAGCUGAGAUGAGCCGCACCCUUCGGCAAAUUGAGGCUGCAAAGCAAGAGCUGGACUCAGCGUUCAAGCAGAAGGAGGAAUCAAUCUCAAUGGUUCAAAAGCUAUCCUUGGAGAUGAUAAAGAUGCGCAAGGACUUGGAACAGAAGGACAAGAUCCUGUCUGCUAUGCUGAGAAAAUCUAAAUCAGACGCCACAGAGAAGCAAUUAUUGUUGAAGGAGAUUAAGAUAUCGAAGGCAAGGAGGAAGCAAGCAGAGCUAGAGACAGAGAGGUGGAAGGCACCCUGCAAAUGUAGACACAACAGACAUUUUUUAAGGAGCAAUUUGGCUGAUGAUGCAGAAUCAACCUCAAAUGUGUUCUCAGGUUCAAAAGGGGCAUAUCAUGUUGAGGGAAGCUGUUCUGAGAAACGAAGGACCAGAUUGCAGGCUGUUGACAAUAGAGUAAACCCCAAAAAUGUUCACCUUGGCUGCUUGGAAGCUGAGCAUACAAAAGAAGAUGAACGUUUUACACCCCCGAGAAUUGUUAAUUCAACUUCUGAUGGUUCCCAUCUAUUCUCACCCGAAACAGAUGAAGAACUUAACAGGUGCCAAGCACUUGGAAGUUGGAUUCGCUCAGAAACAGAGAAGAAAUACACAAUUGUGCAUGAGCAGAGGCAUCACCUAGAAAUAGAUGCCUUUGCAGAACAGAUGAGAUUGAAAGAUGAGAAGUUAGAAGCUUUCCGCUGGCGGACAUUGAGCUUGGAACUGGAAACAAAACGUUUGCAGUCCCACAUUGAAGGCCUUGACCAAAAUAUGUCACAACUUACGGAGGAAAACAUGAAGCUGGAAGCCUUGUUGUUGGACCGCGAAUUGGAAUUGAAAUCCUUAAAAGAGAGGUUUUCAUUGCUGUUACACUCUUUUCAUCGCCAAAAUACCAACUUUAAUUCAUCCCCAAUGAAUCUGGCUUUAGUUCAUGAGCCUGUCUGGUCUGAAGUUGAGAUUACGAAGAGCAAACUGAGAGAGAAGGAAGAAUCUUACCCCAUGGUGCUUAGAAAUACUCAUGAGGUGGAGACUGCGAAUGAUGAGGAAAACCUGUUUGACCAGUCUAAAGACUUAGGUUUCAGAAUCCAAACUCCCGAAGAAGAGAUUGGAGUAGAGAAAGUGGCUGACAUGGACCUUGAUCAUACUCAAGGGGAAUGCAUGCAUCUAGAGGCCCAUAUUGGCAAUAAGGUAGCAUCAUUGGGUCACUCUGUUGUUAAGAAGGAUUCUUGUCCAUGGAAGAUGGAUCUCCAUGCUCUUGGAGUUUCUUUCAAAAUUAAGCGGCUGAAGCAGCAUCUUCUCAUGCUGGAGAAGUUGGCCGGAACACACAGAAGCUGUGAACAGAGGGGUGGUGAUGAUCAAGGGCAGGCCCAGAUAAAGGGUUUCUUUUCUUUAAUGACCUUGCUCAAUAAACAAGUCAGCAGGUACCAGUCCCUUCAAGAUAAGACUGAUGAUCUAUGCCAGAGGAUGCACAAAAACAAAUUACAUGGGAGCUGUGGAGACUUAAGCAUUGCAAAGACCAAGGAGGAAACAAAAACACUUGAGCACUUUCUUGAAGAAACUUUUCAGCUACAAAGAUACAUGGUUGCAACGGGGCAGAAGUUAAUGGGGAUACAAUCACAGAUAGCUUCUUGUUUUGUUGGGAUUGCUGAAGAGCUUGAUGAAUCUGCUGGCUUUGAUAUGAGGCGGUUGGCUGAUGGUGUUGGAAUUCUCUUCGGGGAAGCGCAACGGGGUCUAGAAGUCCGGAUAGCUCGUAUUAUAGGAGACCUUGAGGGGACUCUGGCAUCUGACGGGUUUAUGCAUCGGAGAAACUAGUCUCAGCUCAGUUCAUUGCUGACAGUCCCACUCUGAAUUUGAGCUCUAAAGUUAAUAUGAUUCUAAGAGGGGAUCCCCUUCCAAAAGUUAUAGUGUGUUUAUAAGAGCCAAAUUUGAGGCUCUACAUUACAAUGUACAGUUAAGUAUAUGCUCUUCUUCUGAUACAUUAUUUUGUUAGAAAAUCCAGUUUAAUAUCAUCUGAUUAUU
Molecule: messenger RNA, 3054 nt
Organism: Telopea speciosissima
Lineage: Eukaryota; Viridiplantae; Streptophyta; Magnoliopsida; Proteales; Proteaceae
Product: coiled-coil domain-containing protein 171
Exons: 4
Coding region: 340-2847 (835 amino acids)
Source: RefSeq, a predicted model, not a curated record